Belonocnema kinseyi is the source of this 803-nucleotide messenger RNA. RefSeq lists its product as uncharacterized. Lineage: Eukaryota; Metazoa; Arthropoda; Insecta; Hymenoptera; Cynipidae. The record is from RefSeq and is a predicted model, not a curated record. The coding region runs from base 13 to 363 and encodes 116 amino acids. The transcript has 2 exons.
GCCGCUAGAUAAAUGUGCAAAAAUCGGCGUGUAUAUCUUCGGCGCGAAAUGUCGAACAGCCGAGUGCGAGGGAUGGUAGAGGGAGAAAGAAAGCUCAAGGCGCACCCACAACGAAUUUUCCAACCUCACUUUGUAGCGGCGCGUUUGAAAUUCGGUGCAAAGUUCAUCCGAACAUCGCCUGCUAUAUUCACCGAAACAUUUUCCCGUAACCGACGAAAGGGUUCUUGGACCCUCGGAAAAGUCGAGUUAGUUUUAUCACCAGAAUUAUUAACGACGAUCAAAAAAUCUCUGCUGCUACAGGAGUUUCCCCAUUUUCUAAAAUUUUAUAUUUUUGCACUUUCACGCGCUCGGGAGAUUUUUUAAAGAGCGAUUUUUCCGUGCACUUUGAGGUUAGGGCGGACGAUUUUCUUGGACUUUUUUCAACCAUGAAUCACAUGACGCGUUGUGUUUGUGUUUCCCCGGUUUGAGUGCAUUUUCAUGUGGAAUUUGUGUAGCCCAAAAAAUAUUGUAGGAACGUGUCCAAAGUCGAAUCUAUUUAUAUCAUUAUAUAUGCACUGAUAUUAAUGAAAUACUUCAGUACGUGGUGAAUCCAUGCCACCCGUGUCCAUCUUUAGUGAGGUGUAAUGAAAAAUUGAGUUAUGGCACUUGGUGCAACGCGCCCGAAACCAGUUAGGAAGAGGAAAUACCAUUUAGCGCAAUCCACUUGCUCUACUGGGUUUCAUAUUUCUAAGGAGGCGCACAAUUAAAUUCCUCGAGGAAGCCUUCGCUCUGCGCUCGCCCUCUUCGACGUUCGACCAACACAA